UCGCUCUGUCGCCCAGGCUGGAGUGCAGUGGCACAAUCUGGGCUCACUGCAAGCUCUGCCUUCACACCAUUCGCCUGCCUCAACCUCCUGAGUAGCUGGGACUACAGGCGCCUGCCACCACGCCGGGCUCAUUUUUUGUAUUUUUGGUAGAGAUGGGGUUUCACUGUGAUAGUCAGAUGGUCUCGAUCUCCUGACCUCGUGAUCCGCCCACCUCGGCCUCCCAAAGUGCUGGGAUUACAGGUGUGAGCCACUGCGCCCGGCCCUGACCUUUAGGCUUCUAUAUAUAUGUAAGUGUGGAGUUCAAAACCAAAUAUAUAUCCUCUACUGACUAGUAAAAUGGAUAGUCAUUUAGUGGUGUUUGUAUUAUAAUGUAGCAUCUGCAGUAAAUGAAAAUAUAUUUAUUCUUCUGCAGUGACUUUUUCUCUUCCAUACCCUCAUAUUCAAUUAGUCACCAUGUUCUGUGAGUUCCACCUCUGAAAAGCAUCUGGGACCUUUAGUCUCUUCUACCACUAGCCUACUCAAGUCUUCUGAAGCAUUUUUUGCUUGAACUGUUGUGUCUGUAUUGGAUAUGCUUAGGUGUGUCUAUCCUGCCUGUGGUCUUCUCAGAAAAUCUUUGCCCAGAGCUCCUGCAAAGUGAAUGUGAGACACUCUGGCUAUAACUGAUGAGAUCAGUGGCAAACUAAGGAAAUCAGCCCAAUCAAUCCAGUCUUUGCCCACUGACAUGAGAAUUGACAAGGCAACAUGGCCUUGGAGAUGACAGCAUGCAAGAAAAGAAAGCUGGUUCAGGAUAAGAGACAGGAAGAAUCAAAGAAGUAAAUUAUACAGCCACUGAGAGAGAGAAGACGAUUCUUGGUUUUUAGUGGCUUCUUAGCCCCAGUUCCUGUGAGGCUUCGUACAGCGUUACUGUGUUUCCUAUGUUUAUGAUAUUGCCUUUUGUAGCACGAGUACUCCUUUACUUGAGCUAGCUGAAUUCUGUUGUUUCACCCAAAUAUCCUCUACAACAGCUUCUAAAUAGUCUUUUUUCUGUCUUGCCUCUCUCCAAACCAAUGAUUACCAACCUCGGAUGCAUUGGAACCACCUUAGAAGAUUAAAAUCAACAAUGUUUCUGGUUUCUAUCCCCAGAUGUUCUGAUUCAAGUAAUUUAGAGGUGGCCUGCAUUUGAUUGGUUAAAAUCUCUACAGGUGAUUCUGGUACUCAGCAAACACUACAAAACCAGUGUUUCCAGAAAUUUUAUUAUAAUAAUAAUUGCCUGGGAUACUGCUUAAAAAUAGAUAUUCUUGGACUUCUCUAGAUUUGGAGUGGAACCCAGUGAUAUAUAUAUUUACUAUAACUUGCAGGUAAUUCUUAUAAUUAGGAAAGUUUGGAAAACACUGCUGUCAUCUGCCCUUCACCUUGCUGCUAAAAUAAUCUUUGUAAAACAUAUAAUUGUCUAGCCAAAGAACUUUAAAUAACUUGCCAUUACAUCUCAGAUGAAGCACAAAUUCCUUGGCAGAACAUUUAAGAUCACUCGCAGCCCUUUAGGUUUGUUCGUGUUCUUUGUGUCUCUGCCUGAAAACCCCCUGCCUUUGCUUACCUAGAAAACGGACACAUACUUAAAGGCUCAGUUCGAGGGUUACCUAUUCUAUGUGACUGUCCUGCCUCGCCUUAAGGAGAAUUUUUCUUCUUUUUCUGACACUCCAUAGCACUUUGUACCAACGUCUAUUACAUGUUAAUGGGUACCUGUUUUGAGUUUCUGAAAAACACUCUGUUUUCUUUUUCUUGUACCCCUCAGUGCUUAGUAUGGUGCCUAGCACAAAAGAAGUGCUCAAUGAACAUUAGUUGAAUAAAUGAGUGCAUUAGUAAAGAUUUAUUCUACCCUCUGUCAGCACUUCAGUUUGUUCCUUGAGUAAUGGAAGGCAUUUUGAAAAGUUGGCUAGGGUUAGUUGCUAUACUGUUUUUGCCAAUUUAUAUCAAUCUUUUUUUUUUUUGGCGCUGGCCUGUCUUUGGUAAGUUUUAAUAGGCCUCUUUAAAUCAUGAUCUUUCUGUUUUUAAUAGAAAAUACAUGCAGUCCAUAUUCCAUGUUCAUCAAGUCUCUGUUAGAAUAGCUUGGAGCCUGAAAGUUGUGUCUGUAUUGGAUAUGCUUAGGUGUGUCUGUCCUGCCUGUGGUCUUCUCAGAAAAUACACUAGUGUUAGGGUUAAAGCUCACAAAUUAUCUGAUCUAAGGUAAUAUGUCUUUCUCACUGUCUGUCCUUGCCUACAUUUUGCACAUUCAAGGAAAGCGACUCCAUGGCCAAAAGAACAAAAGCCAGUGGGUGAAGUAGGGAAACAAACAAAACAAAACUCUGAAUAAAUGCAAAAUGAAAACAGCCAAUGCUAGAGGGAAAAAAGAAAAGGUGAAAGAACAGCAGAUUUGGUUAUUAGAAGCUAUAAAGUGAAAUCCUUUAUGUUUUUUUCUUGUAACAUUUUAGGUCUUUCUAAAUUUGCCUAAGCCGACUUACUUUUCGAGGGAAGAUUUUUUUAUUGUCCAAUGUUUUGGUGCCAAUUUUUGUAGCACAAACUGAAGCUAAAUUUGCAGCCAGUUAGCAUAUAAUUUAUUUUAAAAGCUUAAAUGGGAUCUUUUCCAUGCAAGGUAAAGCUUUGCAAAUACAAAGCCAGCAAGAACAGUGAAUAGUUCUUACUCAUUUUAGGUGUUGAUGGAGGGGACUGGGUGUAUUUCGGCUGGAGUCCUCAGUCCCAGCAGCAAAUGCAACACUCUUCCAACAUCAUUCUGGAAGGAGGGAGAGGCUGUUUGUGUAAGAGUUUGAAAUGUUAUCUUUUGUGGCAAGGAUAAUGUGAUUCUAUGUCAGCUCUUCCUCUAUUUUCCUCUUUUGCUGAGGCACCAGUAUCAUCAUGCUCCUGAAUUAAGAAUCCGUGGAUAGAACACCGAAUGCCAAAUAAGAGUUUUCUUCUGAUGCUUGUUGGUCUUCAUUCUAAUAAUUUAUCACCUAGCCUUACAAAGUACUUUUUAUCUGAGUGUUCAAAAAAAAUGACUGAUUCUUUGACCCUUGAAAGAAAAUGGAUAUUAUCUCAUUUUUCUUUACAGUAUUCCUAACAGCAGAUUACGUAUCUUUUCUAUUCAGUGGUAGAGAUAGAAGAGAUGGUCUCCACUGGAUAUUAAAAACUUUGCAGCAGAGGAGAAGAUGGUGUCAAAUUUACUCUUUAGGGCCUAGGUCCAUAGACUAUAAAUGUAUCUUCAAUACUAUACUAGGUUAGCACAAGUUUUUCCAGUUGUUUCUGUCUCUGGGGUGCUGUGUGGUCUUAGCUAUCUGGACACCCUUCUCUACUAGGCUUGCUUGAUUGGGUUGCAAGAAGAGGAUACUUGUUAUAUUUAUUACAUUUAUUUUCUAUUUAAGACAGAGACACUGAAACAGAGAAGGGAAAAAUUAUUUGUCUCAGAGCAAAGCAUUACUCAUUAUUGAAUCUAGUUCCACAACAGCAAACUAUUGAUUUCUACCUAUGCUAUGUGCUUUGGUGUUUUUGUCACUUAUUUUUUUUUCCUUUCACAUUAUUAUUUUUAUUGUCUUUUACAAUGGUCCUUAACUUCAAGAUAAGUUUAAAUGGAUGUCAAAGAAAAGACCAAUUCGAAAAAGUGUGUAAGUAGUAAAAUGACUGAUUCUUUGACCCUUGAAAGGAAAAGAAACAAUCAUGCUUACAAGUUUAAAAGAAUUGUUCAGUUGGAUGAUUCUGAAAGGAUACAGCCUUGUUAUUAACACUGAAAAGUUUAAUUACAUUUCAUUAUACUAUACUAGCUUCUCUUAAUUGGUAAAAGGGGACUAUGAAAGCAAAAACAAAAAUGCUUAAUCUCUAGGAGCUAGAUUUUCCUCGCUGCUUUGUAAUGUAAAUGUGCCUGUGUGUAUAUUAAAAUUCACACACUCCAUCCAUCUCACUGGCUUUUAAUGGAGGGGUCACCUGACUUCACCUAGAGCCGCCCCCCUCCCUUUCCCAGAGGAAACCCAAAAGUGAGAGACAGGCGCGUAGAUAACACAGGUUCUUGUGCUGAGAGAUGUAAAUGCCCCUGACUGACCGGGAAGCGAGCGAGGUUGCUGGUGGGGGUUGGGGAAAGGGAAACGGAGGGAGAGAGCUUAAGCGAGAGAGGGGAGAAGGAGAGAGAGGGAGAGGGAGAGAGGGAGAGGCAGAGGGAGACAGAGAGAGAGAGAGAGAAGUGCUGCAUGCUUCAUCUUUGAGAGGAGGGAAAACAAAAGAGCUCAGCGGCAGUUUUGUGUUGCUGUGUCUGGCUUAAAGAGGAAAAUUCUAGACAUCCAUGUUGAAAAAUCAAAGCUCAGCUGAGACUACUUCUAUCAAGAAAAUUAUUUUUAUCUGCGAAUGGGUUGGAUCAGUACAGGUGGUUUGAGAAGACACUGACUGAGGACCAUGGAAAGGUGGGAGAGGACGUGCGGCUUCUCUGCUUCCUUUGAACAGAGCUCUAGGCACCACAAGGCCACAUAAGGAGGGUGAGGUCCCUGGAGUGGAUUAUAUUUUCAUCACUGUUGAAGAUUUUAUGGAAUUGGAGAAAAGUGGUGCUCUCCUAGAAAGUGGGACUUAUGAAGACAAUUACUACGGUACCCCAAAGCCGCCAGCAGAACCAGCACCAUUAUUGUUAAAUGUAACAGACCAGAUACUUCCAGGAGCCACUCCAAGUGCUGAAGGAAAACGGAAGAGGAAUAAAUCAGUGAGCAACAUGGAGAAAGCCAGUAUAGAGCCUCCUGAGGAGGAAGAGGAAGAGAGGCCUGUGGUCAAUGGAAAUGGAGUAGUAGUAACACCAGAAUCCAGUGAACAUGAAGACAAAAGUGCAGGUGCCUCAGGGGAGAUGCCCUCCCAGCCUUAUCCUGCACCAGUGUACAGUCAGCCUGAGGAGCUGAAGGAGCAGAUGGAUGACACAAAGCCAACUAAACCUGAAGACAAUGAGGAACCAGACCCAUUGCCUGAUAACUGGGAAAUGGCCUAUACAGAGAAGGGCGAAGUCUACUUCAUUGACCAUAACACAAAGACAACAUCAUGGCUGGAUCCACGACUUGCGAAAAAGGCUAAACCUCCAGAAGAGUGCAAAGAAAAUGAGCUUCCAUAUGGCUGGGAAAAAAUCGAUGAUCCCAUUUAUGGCACUUAUUAUGUUGACCACAUAAAUAGAAGAACACAGUUUGAAAAUCCUGUCCUGGAAGCAAAAAGGAAGCUACAGCAACAUAACAUGCCCCACACAGAACUUGGAACAAAGCCCCUGCAGGCCCCAGGUUUCCGAGAAAAACCACUCUUCACCCGGGAUGCAUCCCAGUUGAAGGGAACAUUCCUCAGCACCACCCUAAAAAAGAGCAACAUGGGCUUUGGAUUUACCAUCAUUGGUGGAGACGAGCCUGAUGAGUUUCUGCAGGUGAAAAGUGUGAUUCCGGAUGGGCCUGCAGCACAGGAUGGAAAAAUGGAAACAGGUGAUGUCAUUGUCUAUAUUAAUGAAGUUUGUGUCCUUGGACACACUCAUGCAGAUGUUGUCAAACUUUUCCAGUCUGUUCCUAUUGGUCAGAGUGUCAACCUGGUGUUGUGUCGUGGCUACCCUUUGCCCUUUGAUCCUGAAGACCCUGCUAACAGCAUGGUGCCACCCCUUGCAAUAAUGGAGAGGCCACCUCCAGUGAUGGUCAAUGGAAGACACAACUAUGAAACAUAUUUGGAGUACAUUUCUCGGACCUCACAGUCAGUUCCAGAUAUAACAGAUCGGCCGCCUCAUUCUCUGCACUCCAUGCCAACUGAUGGUCAGCUAGACGGCACGUAUCCACCGCCCGUCCAUGAUGACAAUGUGUCUAUGGCUUCAUCUGGGGCCACCCAAGCUGAACUUAUGACCUUAACCAUUGUGAAAGGUGCCCAGGGCUUCGGCUUCACUAUUGCCGACAGUCCUACAGGACAGCGGGUGAAACAAAUACUUGACAUUCAGGGAUGCCCUGGCCUGUGUGAAGGCGACCUCAUUGUUGAGAUCAACCAGCAGAAUGUACAGAACCUGAGCCAUACAGAAGUAGUGGAUAUACUUAAGGACUGUCCCAUUGGAAGUGAAACUUCUUUGAUUAUCCAUCGAGGAGGUUUCUUUUCUCCAUGGAAAACUCCAAAGCCUAUAAUGGACCGAUGGGAGAAUCAAGGCAGUCCUCAAACGAGUUUAUCUGCUCCGGCCAUACCACAGAACCUGCCCUUCCCACCUGCCCUUCACAGGAGCUCCUUUCCUGACUCAACAGAGGCCUUUGACCCACGGAAGCCUGAUCCAUAUGAGCUCUACGAGAAAUCUAGGGCCAUUUAUGAAAGUAGGCAACAAGUGCCACCCAGGACCAGUUUUCGAAUGGAUUCCUCUGGUCCAGAUUAUAAGGAAUUGGAUGUUCAUCUUCGGAGGAUGGAGUCUGGAUUUGGCUUCAGAAUCCUCGGGGGAGAUGAGCCUGGACAGCCUAUUUUGAUUGGAGCCGUCAUUGCCAUGGGUUCAGCCGACAGAGAUGGCCGCCUUCACCCAGGAGAUGAGCUUGUGUAUGUUGAUGGGAUUCCAGUAGCUGGCAAAACUCACCGCUAUGUCAUCGACCUCAUGCACCACGCAGCCCGCAAUGGGCAGGUCAACCUCACUGUGAGAAGAAAGGUGCUAUGUGGAGGGGAGCCCUGCCCAGAGAACGGGAGAAGUCCAGGCUCUGUAUCCACCCACCACAGCUCUCCACGCAGUGACUACGCAACCUACACCAACAGCAACCACGCUGCCCCCAGUAGCAAUGCCUCUCCCCCUGAAGGCUUCGCCUCCCACAGCCUGCAGACCAGUGAUGUGGUCAUUCACCGCAAAGAGAACGAGGGCUUCGGCUUUGUCAUCAUCAGCUCCCUGAACAGGCCUGAGUCUGGAUCCACUAUAACUGUGCCCCAUAAAAUCGGACGCAUCAUUGAUGGGAGUCCUGCAGAUCGCUGUGCAAAACUAAAAGUGGGAGACCGGAUCCUAGCAGUGAAUGGCCAGUCUAUCAUCAACAUGCCUCACGCUGACAUCGUGAAGCUCAUCAAGGAUGCAGGUCUUAGUGUCACCCUUCGCAUCAUUCCUCAGGAGGAGCUCAACAGCCCCACCUCGGCACCCAGCUCAGAGAAGCAGAGUCCCAUGGCGCAGCAGAGUCCCCUGGCACAGCAGAGUCCCCUGGCCCAGCCAAGCCCAGCCACCCCCAACAGCCCCAUCGCCCAGCCAGCACCACCUCAACCACUUCAGCUGCAAGGACACGAAAAUAGUUACAGGUCGGAAGUGAAAGCAAGGCAAGAUGUGAAACCAGACAUCCGACAGCCUCCAUUCACAGACUACAGGCAGCCCCCGCUGGACUACAGGCAACCCCCAGGAGGGGACUACCAGCAGCCCCCACCCUUGGACUACAGGCAGCCUCCCCUGCUGGACUACAGGCAGCACUCCCCCGACACCAGGCAGUACCCUCUGUCGGACUACAGACAACCCCAGGAUUUUGAUUAUUUCACUGUGGACAUGGAGAAAGGAGCCAAAGGAUUUGGAUUCAGCAUUCGUGGAGGAAGGGAAUACAAAAUGGAUUUGUAUGUGUUGAGACUGGCAGAAGAUGGACCAGCAAUAAGGAAUGGGAGGAUGAGGGUAGGAGAUCAAAUCAUUGAAAUCAAUGGGGAAAGCACAAGGGACAUGACACAUGCCAGAGCAAUAGAACUCAUCAAAUCUGGAGGAAGACGAGUGAGGCUGCUGCUCAAGAGAGGCACGGGACAGGUCCCAGAAUAUGGAAUGGUACCUUCCAGUCUCUCCAUGUGCAUGAAAAGUGACAAGCAUGGGUCCCCAUAUUUCUACUUAUUGGGCCACCCUAAAGACACGGAAAGAUCCAAACUGGCUAGAACUGACAAUAGGAAGGACGAACCCGCCCCCUGGAGUUCUCCCGCUGCCGCCGCCCCAGGUCUGCCGGAAGUAGGCGUCUCCCUGGACGACGGCCUCGCUCCAUUCUCUCCAUCACAUCCAGCCCCACCCUCCGACCCUUCCCACCAGAUAAGCCCAGGCCCAACUUGGGAUAUCAAACGGGAACACGACGUUAGGAAACCAAAGGAGCUUUCAGCCUGCGGCCAGAAGAAGCAGCGCCUCGGGGAGCAGAGGGAGCGCUCGGCGAGUCCGCAGAGGGCCGCGCGGCCGAGGCUCGAGGAGGCGCCCGGCGGCCAGGGGCGGCCCGAGGCCGGCAGGCCUGCCUCGGAGGCCAGGGCGCCCGGGCUCGCGGCGGCAGACGCGGCGGACGCGGCGCGGGCGGGCGGGAAGGAGGCGCCCCGUGCGGCGGCGGGCUCCGAGCUCUGCCGGCGCGAAGGCCCGGGGGCUGCGCCGGCGUUUGCCGGCCCGGGCGGCGGCGGCGGCAGCGGCGCGCUGGAGGCCGAGGGCAGGGCGGGUGCGCGCGCGGGUCCCCGGCCGGGCCCGCGACCCCCGGGGGGCGCCCCCGCGCGCAAGGCCGCCGUCGCGCCGGGGCCCUGGAAGGUGCCGGGCUCUGACAAGCUGCCGGGCGUCCUCAAACCCGGCGCCUCGGCCGCCAGCAGAUGAGCCGCGCGGCCACGGCCAACCCGCCCGCCCGGCGCAGGCAGUUCUUCUUAGGUUCCGUCUCACGGCGUUUUAAUUUAUUUUCACUGUCACACGCAUAGAUCCACGAGGCACCAAGGCCUGGGAGCAUCGACGUGAAGUCCCACGUGUCCGGUGUGCUUGGGCGGCAUCGCAUCAACGCGCGGACCUAAACUGAUCCUAAAGCCCCCGGUUCCCUUGUGGGGGCUUUGGCAGCUAUGGAAGAACCAAAAUAACGUGAAGAACAUCACAGAGAGACAGUGCAGUGUAGCUUUAGUUUAAGAAAAAAAAAUAUUCCUCCCCACUGCAUGAAGGACUUGGAUGUCAUCCAAACUUUAUAUCAAGAAACAGGACAAAGUUAAGAGCAAUCACAAACUGGAAUAUCGCCUUAAAAAAUCAAACUGCACGGAGCAAGUUGAAACUGAGACAAGAUUAUAUCUUUUAAUUGAUCUAAAGCGUUGUAAAUAAAUUGUUCUCGACAUAUCUAGACAGGGGUUAAAGGGUUUCUUUGACACAUUCGGAACCGUUCACCCAUGACAUGUUUCCAUGGCUCACCCUUGGCAUCCAUCCUCGGUGUUAGCAGCAGCGUUCCCUGCCUCCUGCAGGAUGACUUAGAAAUCUAGUGAGUUUCUUGGUGUGAUGCCAUUUUUAUUGCCCUUUCUGUGAUCAAAUCAUAUUUCUGUACAUUUUCAGUGGUAGAAAAAAAGGUUUUAAAAAUUGUAUCCUAGGGAACAGUUUGCCAUAAGUCAGAAUUUUGCAGUUUAGCUCAUAGAUCUUAAUUGGUUUUUCUCUAAAAUAUGAAUUUUAUAAUUGAAGGACCACAAUUUGUUUAAUCAAGAUAGGCAACGCUGCAGUUCCUUUAUGAAGAGGCUUUUCUGUCGUCCCAGGCUAGCAGAGAUGGAUAGCUUCUUUGUCAGCAAUGUGAUUUCACUUAUUUUAUUGUCUUAUUUUAAACCCUGUCUCCAUGACUUCAUUUGCACUUUGACAGAGCAGAGGCAGAGUAUUUGUCUUAUAUUUCUCAGAUUAUAAUAUUAAAAAAUUACAACCAAUUUAUUUUCAUUAAAGAACGUGAGACUUUUUAGCAUUCCUUUCUGCUUAUCCUUCUUUCCUUACCCUUUGUCCUUUUGUUUCCAUUAGUUUUCUUUCGUCUUGUAUUCCUUGCCACUUUAUUUUGUUAGCAACUUCUAGAUGUUUAUCUUCAUGGAUCUAUGAUUGACCUCCUAGUAAAAUUCUAAGUCUUGCCUUUCUUCCCUGCUGUUUUAGCAUUUCUUUGUAAAAUGUUAGCUUCAAUUAAUUAGCCAUUGGUACUUACUGUAGCUACACAUAUUAAAAGGCAAAGUGUUUCUGAAGGCAAUUUCUUUUUAAUAUGCCCGAAUGAAUGAGGCUUCAUCCUUUACAUAUUCUUACUCUUUACAGGAGUUCAAAUGCAAAUAAGCUUCACCUCCCUGCACUUGUAGUCUAAAAAGUAAAAGGGGCGAUCAGGUCCAUCUCAAAGGUCAUACGUAAUAGCCUCCCUGGGCUGAUCAUUCCCUCUCCUUGUAAUUGCAGUAUCCUGAGUAGCAGUUUAAUUUUCAUCAAAUAUCGGAGUCGUUUAGUUGUUUGACAGGAGAAGAAUAAGGUUGAAAGCCUCAAGUGAAGGAUCUUGCAGCUUGUAAAAGCAAUUUCCAAAAAUGAAACCCAUUCAUCGUAAACAAAAGCACAAACACAUGUAGCAGUUUAUAAUGCUUUUGGUUUAAUCUCAAUUAGUCUUUCUCCCCUGGACUAGAAAUCCAGUAUAGUUUGCCAUUAAUUUAUUGAAUCUGGUUUUGGACAAUGCUUCUGUAGUGUAGCUGCACGUCCUGGUACUGUAUCCUCUGACUUUAUUUUCCAUGUAUUACAAAAGGAAAAAAAAAUUGAGAUUACACUGGCAUAAACUCUAGUUUGCACAGUUCACAGCUACUACUUGUGCAGUAAUUGCUUUAUGCGGCUGUAAUCCAUAACCUGUGAAGACAGCACAUCAUCUAAAUCCCAUUCCAAAUAAUAUUUGUGUAGUGUUAGCUGUGAAUUUACCCUGUACAGCUGUAUCUCUAUAAAUAUAAUUCCAUGUAUUAAUAGUCACAGAAAGACUGUAAGUGAGCAACUAUUUUUAUGAAACGCACCACUAUGGAUAAAUUAACUUUUACAGAAAUCUUGUUUACUGUAUGAUAUUCUAAAACACUGUCAAAUAAAAUAUAUAUCCAAAAAUCU
Messenger RNA from Pan troglodytes (chimpanzee), 10765 nucleotides. RefSeq names its product membrane associated guanylate kinase, WW and PDZ domain containing 2 (gene MAGI2). The transcript has 23 exons. NCBI's taxonomy places the organism in Eukaryota, Metazoa, Chordata, Mammalia, Primates, Hominidae. Bases 4517 to 8524 code for a protein of 1335 amino acids. Gene Ontology annotation, biological process: receptor clustering; signal transduction. Gene Ontology annotation, cellular component: cytoplasm; dendrite; cell-cell junction. The record is from RefSeq and is a predicted model, not a curated record. Gene Ontology annotation, molecular function: type II activin receptor binding; signaling receptor complex adaptor activity; SMAD binding.